AUGGCGCCUACUGGCUCUCCAAACGAAGUGUGCGCGGGCCUACUCGCAGUGCCAAGAACGUUGCCAACGAUACCGAUAGCGCAAAUAGAGCCAUUCGAGCUGCCAGGGUUCCGCGUGGGUACCCUGGACUCCCUGCUCGCUUUAUCGGAGACGCUUUGCCGCCACGACAGCGCAGCGUCUCAACUGGCCGUGAAGAUCGCGCAGGAGUUCCCAGCCGAGUUCUCGUUAUCCACUGAUGGCUUGAGGGUACCACUGCGUGCAUACUGUCCCUUCCGCUGGAAUCAAGCCAAAUACGGCUCAGUCGAACAGUGUCCACUAGCGCAACUAUUUCAGUUCGUCUGGCGACAGGUAGAAGAGCUCGAACAGGGUUUUCGCACCCGCCACGAGCAGUACGCCGCAGCGAAACAGAACUGGCAAGCACUGGAACAAGCUUACUCGGGUGGACUGAGCUAUCGACCGCUGUCAAGUAUCGUUAGACCCGAGCAGAUACUCGAAACAGAGCACCUCCUGACGGUGUUUCUCCUGCUCAAGGCCCGGGACGAGGAUACGUUUCUGCGCACGUACGAAAGCUCAACACCGCAUGUGGUGCCCCGCAGCGCAACCCUGCUUGCCCGCGACGAUGAAGAAGUGCUGUAUAGCGUAGUCGUAUUCCGAAAAGGCCUCACGGAGUUUGUUCGAGCUGCGCGAGAACGUCGCUAUCAAGUACGAGAGUACCAAUCUGAGGCAGAUUCCACACAGGGCAGCCUCGAGGAACGGCUUGCAAAGGCACGAAUACACUGGCAGCAGCUUGGUCAUGCAUUCCGGGAAUGGAUAACAGAAGCGUAUGCGGAGUGCAUCGACGCGCUCGUUCACUUGAAGGUGCUGCGUCUGUUCGUAGAGGGUGUUCUUCGGUACGGAGUUCCGGUCUCCUUCGCCGCUGGAUGGAUUUUGUAUGAUCGUUCGAAGAUACAAAAAAUCCGAAAGACGCUCCAGCAAGCGCUACACACACCCGAGCAUCGACAGAUUCUGCGACAUGUAUACCGCGAAGCCGGCGAACAGAUAGAGAUGCCGUCGAUUCCUGGGCUCUCAGCAGCAGAUAUGGAACUGCCAUACGACGAGGAUGCUUUCGUGUGGCUCCCAGUGGACGAUGCGAUUUUUCGGCAGUAG
This is a messenger RNA of Cyanidioschyzon merolae strain 10D, 1146 nucleotides long. Its product is annotated as probable V-type ATPase V1 subunit C. Gene Ontology annotation, cellular component: vacuolar proton-transporting V-type ATPase, V1 domain. Bases 1 to 1146 code for a protein of 381 amino acids. Gene Ontology annotation, molecular function: proton-transporting ATPase activity, rotational mechanism. The record is from RefSeq and is a predicted model, not a curated record. The transcript has a single exon. Lineage: Eukaryota; Rhodophyta; Bangiophyceae; Cyanidiales; Cyanidiaceae. Gene Ontology annotation, biological process: proton transmembrane transport.